Molecule: messenger RNA, 5278 nt
Organism: Stegostoma tigrinum
Lineage: Eukaryota; Metazoa; Chordata; Chondrichthyes; Orectolobiformes; Stegostomatidae
Product: melanin-concentrating hormone receptor 1-like
Exons: 3
Coding region: 543-1649 (368 amino acids)
Biological process (GO): neuropeptide signaling pathway
Cellular component (GO): membrane; neuron projection
Molecular function (GO): neuropeptide binding; melanin-concentrating hormone receptor activity
Source: RefSeq, a predicted model, not a curated record
UUAAAGGGAGAGGAGGAAAAAACAGAGAGAGAGAGACUAAGAGCAGACUUAGCAGAGAGGAGACCUACUCAGAGAUCCGGAGGCAGGGGGGAGACAGAGACACAGAGAGAGUUAAGGUCAGUCAGGCUGGGAACGUGCAUACCUUAGGGCUACCCUUAAAGAGGAGCACUUUCAGAUUUUGCAAACAGAGGAAUUGGGAUUACUUUUCUAAAAAAUCAAGUUGGCUUUAAUUCUGAAAUCAAGUGGACAGGUGUUCUGACUUUUUUUUAUUUUUAAGCAGUGUUGAAUUCAAUUGUAAAUCACCCUUGCAUACAAUUUCUUCCCAAGCACUGAAUUUGAACAGCUGCGAGGUUUGUCAACUCAGCUUUUCUUUCCCCUGAAAAUGGACAGGUCGGAAACCUGGCGAGCAAAUUCCUCCCAAUUCGCUGUCGGACCGAGAGGGAGCUUCGGUAACCAAACCGUUCCACCCACACAGCUUCGCUGGACGAUUGCCCAGGAAUAUCCUCUGUUCCGACCAGUUUGCACCAUACACCAACGUCAUCAUGCCAAGUGUGUAUGGUGUCAUCAGCUGUUUGGGCAUCACCGGAAAUUGCAUCGUAAUCUACACCAUUGUCAGGAAGACCAAGUUCAAAUGCAAACACACGGUACCCGACAUCUUUAUCUUCAACCUGUCAUUAGUGGACCUGUUGUUCCUUCUAGGGAUGCCCUUCCUCAUUCAUCAACUAGUUGGUAAUGGGACCUGGCAUUUUGGAGCUGCUAUGUGCACCAUCAUUACAACAAUGGACAGCCAUAGCCAGAUCACCAGCACCUACAUUUUGACUGUGAUGAGUUUUGAUCGUUACUUGGCCACAGUUCACCCACUCAAAUCCACCUCAAUGCGCACACCGUCUGUUGCCACCUUGGUGAUCUGUUUGGUUUGGUUAAUGUCCCUCUUGACCGUCAUCCCAGUGUGGCUGUACACAGGAUUAAUGCCACUGCCAGAUGGCACAGUUGGUUGCGCCUUACUUCUGCCCAAUCCAACCACCGAUAUCUAUUGGUUUACCCUUUACCAGUUCAUGGUGGCAUUUGCCAUCCCUCUGGUUGUUAUCUGUGUUAUGUACUUCAAGAUUCUUCAGCACAUGUCCAUGAGCGUGGCCCCACUACCCCAAAGAAGCCUCCGAAUGCGAACUAGGAAGGUCACCCACAUGGCAGUGGCCAUCUGCUCAACCUUCUUUGUGUGUUGGGGACCCUACUACAUCUUUCAACUGGUCCAUCUGAGCAUUGAAAAGCCAAGUCUUGCCUUCUUCUACAUGUACAACUUUGCCAUUAGCCUGGGCUAUGCCAACAGCUGCAUCAACCCUUUUCUGUACAUUGCCCUGAGUGAGACCUUCAAACGCCGGUUCCUGAUGACGGUCCACCCUGCCCAUCAGCAGUUCCGGUUUAACAACAGCGUGGCAGAAGGGAGCCUGUCAUCAAACUCUCCAGUGACCCAACCCAACAAAUGUGUUUCAUGGGCCAGCUCUCCCCGAACUUUUUGCCUGCCCCAGAUGCAGUUCAGUGAAGGUUGCUCGAUGUCCAGUUUUAGAGCUACCAAGGAGACUUUCCUCCUGCGUCCAAUUGCUCACAGUAAAGUCACAGCCAAAAAGGAGAAGAAUGAAGACUUGCUGUGAGUAACAAACAGGUGAAAUGAGCACAAGGCAUGCCAGGAACAUUCCAGAACUGCUGCCAUUCCACCUUGUGUUGCUUUGCUGGAAGUCAAAUGGAAUUCCACAUGGAUUUGUAAAUUAGCUUCUUGCUUCCAAGCGAUUUAUGCUCGGGAAUGGGAACAACACCAAGGAAUUUUCUAGCAAUGGUCACCUCGAUCAUACCACCAUUUCCCACCCCCACCCAAUUACCACAGUGUGAGCCUCAAACGUACAUCUCUGCUCUUGUAUUCUAGCCCUCUCAAACUAAAUGCUAACACUGUAUUUGCCUCCCUCACUGCCAACUGAACCUGCAUGUUAACCUGCAGACAGUGGUGAAUGACGACUCCCAAGUCCCAUUGUAUUUUGGGUUUCUGAAGCCUUUCCUCAGUUAGAAAACUUUCUCUGCCUCUGCUCAUCAUUCGAAACCCAGGAUGGACCUGUAACUAACUGAAUAUCAAACAGAAAGAUUUAUUGUAACAAUAUCUGUUGAACAGAAGGGUUCUCAUGUGCUUCUUGCUAUGGAAUCCAACUCCUGAUAUUCAUAGGAUUAAGGUGGCUGUAAUAAGGCAUAGAAUGGAUCAGCAAAGAAGGAGGCCAUUUGGCCCCUCAAUUCUUUGAAAUGGAAUGAAGGCUUGAGUUGAGUUAUGUUUCCUGGUCCUUACUGUCUGAUAAACUAUGGGCCUAUCUACUACAAUAAGUCCCAUAAAUGCCCAGAAGCUGAUUAUAUUGCAGCAUUCGGCCUUGUGGCUGAUUUGGUUGAUCAAAUUUCAUUAGGGAAGUUCCUGUUUGUACCUGACACAAAGCGGGUUUAAAUCUCCACUGUUUCAUUUCAGGAACCUACUUGUACAGUGUUGUAUAGCUUCUUGCAAUUAAAAGGUUAUGUAUAAAAUGUUUAAAUUUAUUCUUUGUGGGCUCCGAUAAUUGAAAAUUCAGGUAAAUUCCAUCUAACUCAUCACCAUUCUCUAUUGUUUCUGUUAUCUCCACAAAAGAAAAAUGAUAAGGUUGAUGAAGCAAGAUUUCCUAUUUGAAAUCCAUACUAACUGUUUAUUAAUAGAUGUUUCUCAAUCCCAAAACUUUCAAUUGUCCUCCAGCAUCUUCUGUCUUUUAGAGUCCCACAGCAUAGAAACAGACCCUCGGCUCACCAUGUCUAUUAAACCCGCUUUGUGUCAGGUACAAACAGCAACUUCCGUCAUGAAAUUUGAUUGGCCAAUCCAUCGCAAGGCUGAAUGCUGCAAUGUAAUUGGCUACUGGGCAUUUAUUGCAGUAGAUAGGCCCAUAAUUAUUUUUUCAUUAUGUCCACGAUGAAGAAUCCCAUCACAAACCUCAAGAAGUACGUUUCACUUGUUCCCAUUUAAUUGCCAUCUGUAACUCUGAAAACUAUUUGUUACCUCUAGAAUAAAUAUAAACCUAUAAUGAAAAUUUACUCUCACCACUCAGUGAUGCUGACUCUCUCUCAGGAUCCUAACCUCUCCUAAUCCUCUCAGUGAUGCUGACUGCAUUUUACAGUGUCCUAAACUCUCCGAUUUUCUCUUUCGGUAACAGGUUAUAGAGUGCCUUUGCCUUUGCCCUAGUUGCUGUGAAGUAUUUCCUAAAUUGCUAGGUUCUAGUUUUAAAAUCAUGUCCUCUUGUUCUGAUUUCCACACCACAGAGUAUUGGAUCAAAGAUAAUGGUGACUAGUAAAUCCAGGGCAAUCUGAGUGCCUUCCUUUUUGCCUGGAUUCAGUGCAGUCAAUUUACAAAUAUAAAGGAGUUGCAUGUUGUAAGCAAAUUUUCAGAAUGAAUGCCAUCCUACCUCAUAGUUUCCUACCUGUUCCUUAUCUUCAAUCAAAUGAUUGUAUCAUCUUCAACACCUUUUAUUAGAUCAGUCCCUGACCUUCAGAAGCCAAAGAAAUAAAAAGGAAUGAUGCCAUUUGACCUUCUACAAAUUUAAGCUUUGGCUGUGUUUUUCAUGGCAUGAGGGCAUGGUGGCUGGGCCAGACCUACCUAGUUGAGAGAGUGAUGCAGAAUUGCUUCCUUGAACCACUGCAGUCCAUGGGGAGUAGUAGACCCAUAACGCUGUUUGGUGCUAAUGUUGUAAAUGCUGUAUCAGUAGUGUAUGUGUGUACUCUAGUUGCAGGUUACAGUGGCUGGCAUAUUUGGGGACAGGUUCGAGUACACGUACGGACAAAUUUCCGCACGGGAAUGGCUGGUAUGUGAAAUGGAAAAAUAAUAUGGUGCUGGGUAUUGUGAAUUAUGUGGAAGACAGUCUGACUUUUUUUUUCCUGGAUGGAUGCUUGCCAGAGUUAUAUUAGACGGGGAACUCCAGAAUAUUGACAAAGUGAUACUGAAGGAACGGCGAUAUAUUUCCAAGACAGGACGGUGAGUGAUUUGGAGGGGAACCUGCAGUUGAUGAUGCCCUUCUCCUUCUGGAUGGUCAAUUGGACGAGUUUGUGCUGUAACCCCUUAAAAGGCCAUUAUAUCUUUCCAGAGGUUUGCUGCUUGGAAUGAACUCAGCUAUCCAGAUGGAACGUGAUUAAGGCUCUGAACAAGUAAAGUUUCAUCGAGAUAAAGCCCAUGAUUCUUUUCAAAUACGUUUUCUACUUAUUUGCUGGCUUUCAAUGCUUUGCGUUGAUGGAAAUUCAAAUCCUUUUGCUCUGUAAUGUUUUCUGAAGGCAAGAUAAGGUGACAGUCAGGAACAAAUUAUCCUUUAAGGAGCUGAAAUUUUUGAGAAAAUGCUCUGAUGAAUCUCUUUGAAAAAAUUGAAAAUUACCAACUGUAAGAUGUUGAUGGCAUCUAUCAUCCCAUUGUGUUGUAGUUUAGAGCCACUUCAAGGACAAAAGGAAUGCAUGGUGCACAUUGAAUGCUGAGAGCUGCUGAUGUCUGUGUUAGACACAAAGGAACAAGUAGUGAUAGCCCUGAGUACCAUUUGACAAAAUAGAACCUGCAAAUUACAAGACGCUUCUCAUCCUUUCUUCUUCAGCUCUGUGUUUCCGUCGCUCCAUCAUGUUCAUUUUCUAUGUUCCAUUCUGAAGCAUGCUGCUGUCCUGGCUGAUGCUAACAGUAUUGCAUCUCCCUGAAUCCCUCUUGCUUCUCUAUGCAAUAUCUUUCUGCUGUUUUAUUUAUGAACAGACUGAUCUGGCCACACCAAUUGCCAGAGGGUGAUGCAUGAUGACCAGGGGUUACUAGCUUGCUGAUUGAAUUAUGUGUGAAGAGCAUUUCCAAAAAUGCCAGUACAAGAUCAAAUUAAUAAAAAUGUGGUGCAACAUUAAUCGUAUGUUACCAUCAAACAGCGACAACAACCUUUAGAAUAAUUGAAAAUAUGAGACAGAAUCCCAUCUUGCAAAAACCGAAUUACCACGUCUGAGAUAACAAGGAAUGCAGCUGGAUGAACACAGCAGGCCAAGCAGCAUCAGAGGAGCAGGAAAGCUGACAUUUCGGGCCUAGACUCUUCUUCAGAAAUGGGGGAGGGGAAGGAGGCUCUGAAAUAAAUCAGGAGAGAGGGGGACGUGGACAGAAGGCGGAUAGAGGAGAAGAUAGGUGGGGAGGAGACAGACUGCCCAAAGAGGUGGGGAUGGAGCCAGUAAAGGUGAGUGUAGGUGGGGACGGAGCCAGUAAAGGUGAGUGUAGGUGGGGACA